This is a messenger RNA of Eremothecium sinecaudum, 1506 nucleotides long. RefSeq names its product proteasome regulatory particle lid subunit RPN3 (gene RPN3). The transcript has a single exon. Gene Ontology annotation, biological process: ubiquitin-dependent protein catabolic process; regulation of protein catabolic process. The record is from RefSeq and is a predicted model, not a curated record. Bases 1 to 1506 code for a protein of 501 amino acids. Gene Ontology annotation, molecular function: enzyme regulator activity. Lineage: Eukaryota; Fungi; Ascomycota; Saccharomycetes; Saccharomycetales; Saccharomycetaceae. Gene Ontology annotation, cellular component: proteasome regulatory particle, lid subcomplex; proteasome complex.
AUGACUUCUGACUUAAUGGAGGUUGAUUCGACUCCUGUUCCCCAGUUGAAAGCUGUGGAUCAAGUUGUUGUAGAUAAAUUUAUUGAUUUGUUACGUCAGGUAUCUAGAACGACUACGACCCUAGAUUCUAGAUAUGUUUGGAAGUCAUUGAGAGAAUUGCCAGGUUUAAGGAAAGAGUUAAAUCAGACAGUCUUGUCCAUCAUAAUCAGUUUGGUAUAUCCUGAUGAUUCUACAUUUAAAGUUCCGUUGUUGAAGGUUGUAAACAAAAAAAUGAAAACUACAGUUGAAAAUGCAGAGGCUUUCAGUUCCAAGUACCCUGCCGAUUUCUAUCAAUUGACUAGUACUGGUACGGUGGAUGUAUCUGCAGAGGUGAAUACAUUUGUUCAUUUACUGGUACAAUUGCACCUAAUGGACACUGAGCAAAUACCAGCACUUGAAAACUUUAAUUUACAAAUUGUUGUGCCUAACGUGCUUCAGUACUAUAAUAACCGCACUUUGGACUUUAUCAAUGCAAAGCUUUGGUUCUAUAUUGCUAGAGCUCACGAGUUGUUGGGAAAUACUCGUGAUAAUACUGUUCGCGUUGAAAUGAUGCUAUUUUUGAGAACUGCAACAUUGAAGUAUGAUAACGAAACCAAGGCCACCUUGAUAACCUUAAUUUUGAGGGAAUAUCUAAAUGCAGGUGAGGUAGAAACUGCGGCUGAUUUCGUAAGCAAAGUUGAAUUCCCCUCGGAUCAUGAUGUUUCUAGUUCAUUAGAAGCGCGUUACUACUUCUAUUUGUCCAAGAUCAAUGCAAUUCAGCUAGACUACUCCGCUGCCAAUGAGUAUGUGAUGGCUGCCAUAAAGAAGGCUCCAAAUUCGCCUAGCAGCUUAGGCUUUUUACAACAGGCUAAUAAACUACAUUGUGUUAUUCAAUUGUUAAUGGGCGAUAUCCCUGAAUUGUCCUUCUUCCGCCAAGUCGGAAUGGAGUCCACUUUAACCCCAUACUUCCAUUUGUCGAAAGCUGUCAAAUUGGGUGAUUUGAAGAUGUUUACCUCCACCAUCUCAAAAUAUAAGCAACAACUAGUCCAAGAUAGCAACUACCAGCUAUGCGUGAGGUUAAGGUCAAACGUUAUUAAGACAGGUAUACGUAUAAUUUCUUUGACAUACAAAAAGAUUUCCUUGAAGGAUAUUUGUCUCAGACUUCAUCUCGAUUCCGAACAAACCGUCGAAUACAUGGUGUCUCGUGCUAUCAGAGAUGGCGUGAUCGAGGCCAAGAUUAACCAUGAAGAGGGGUAUAUCGAAACAAGUGAGUUAUUGAAUGUCUACGCCACAAAACAGCCACAGAACAUAUUCGAUGAGAGGAUUAGAUUUGUAAACCAACUCCACGACGAAUGUGUGAUGGCAAUGAGAUAUCCCGGUUCAAGAGAAAGGAAGAAGAACGUCAAAACUGAAGAAGAAGACAAGGAACCUGAUGGCGAAGGUACCGAAUUAUCAGACUACGGUUCUGAUAUUGAAGACUUACUCUGA